AUGCCCUCUGAGGCCCCUUCCGGCUCUGGGCCCAGACAUCCGCGCGCAGCUCCGCCGCUCUGCCCAGGCUCCCGGGCCCGCGCCCCGCCUCCCGCAGCGGCACCUGCGGUCACGGGCAAGGCCAUGGCGGCGUGGCGGCUCCCAGCCCUGGCAGGGGGCUCCCGGGGCUCGCCGUUGCCCUCCUCGACGGGGACUCGGGUCACCCCCGGCUCUACGCUGUGCUCCGCCUCCGGGCCAGGCGGCUGCGGCAGCAGCGGAAGCAGCGGUAACAGGGGAAACAUUUCGGCAGCGAAGGCCCCGGAAGGUACCAGGCCCGAGCGGCCCGAGCGGCCCGAGCUCACGGCGGCGGAGCUGCAGAUCGCCCAACUGCACGAGGCCGCCUGCGCGACUGGCCAACUAAAUUAUGUGGAUCCAACCACUGGCUAUUUAGUACUCACCAAAGUGGCCCAUUUGCAAAGAGGGGACUGCUGUGGUUCUGCCUGCAGACAUUGUCCAUAUGGCCAAAUCAACAUUAAAGAUCUGUCGAAGAGGAAGCGAUUCAACUCACUGUUUUAUAUUUGAGAAUGAUUUCAAUUUGUGUUUUCCUUGUAACAGCCUGCAAAGUAAAAUACAAUAAAAAGCCUAAUCCAGAA
This is a messenger RNA of Trichosurus vulpecula (common brushtail), 632 nucleotides long. It is a transcript of the gene C4H1orf53, whose product is annotated as chromosome 4 C1orf53 homolog. Bases 1 to 561 code for a protein of 186 amino acids. NCBI's taxonomy places the organism in Eukaryota, Metazoa, Chordata, Mammalia, Diprotodontia, Phalangeridae. The record is from RefSeq and is a predicted model, not a curated record. The transcript is spliced from 3 exons.